AUGACGCGAUUAAUCCUUUCCACGUCUAAUAUUAUGACCGGCGGUCCCUCGAUUAUCAGGAAACCUGGAGCAGACCGAUCAAAUCUCGAGCUUACAAACUCCCUCCGGAGUAACUUUCUUGCAGCCCAGCAAGAUUAUUCUCCUCCUUUAUCUGCAACGAAUGGCAGUCCCGGAAGCAGUUAUGACGGAGAUCAGCCCUCACACCGACCACAAGCUUCAGUAUGGACAACGAGACAAGGCUCUGAUUUCUAUAUACCCACCAUAGACUGGUCACUAUCUGGCCUUGCUGAGGAAAGAAGCCAAUAUGAUAUAACGGUGAAGUUAUUCUACUUGCCGGGCGCAGACGUCAAAGAGAGAGAAAGGUACACCAAGGACGCCGUUGGACUAGUUUUGAAGGAGCUGGGAGUCGAGUCCGUCGACUUACUCAUUGUAUCUUUUCCCGGAAUGUCUUUCGAUGGUGAUUGCGAAUGGGAGGCAGAUAAGAGGAACUCGGCGCAAGGGAACGACGAGGAAGAGAUUGAAUCUUGGCCGGCACUUGAGGAACUUCACACCCAAGGUAUUGUCAAGAAGUUAGGCUUGGCAGAGUUUGGAAGUGAGAAGUUGGCCAGAUUCUUAGCGAGAGUCAAGGUGCGGCCAAAGGUAGACCAGGUCAACGUGAAAGACUGUUGCAAUGUUCCGCCGCCUCUUUUGAAGCUUGCAAAGCUUGAACGAAUUGAGCUUCUCACGCAUAACGAUUGCACGGAUAUUCUUCCCAGCGGAACUUUAAGAGAGCUCUUGGGGCAAGGGGUAAGGGGAGCAGGAGUUCUUUCAGAAUCGAAACGAGGUUUAGAUGGGAUGAAGGGCGACCUGACACCGGAAUGGGUUGUCAAAUAUACGGCAGUGGUUCGAGACAGAGGGGUGAUUGAGAAUAAAGGAUAUUUUGCGGCUGCAGAGUUAGAGGAAUGA
Messenger RNA from Hyaloscypha bicolor E, 945 nucleotides. RefSeq lists its product as uncharacterized. Lineage: Eukaryota; Fungi; Ascomycota; Leotiomycetes; Helotiales; Hyaloscyphaceae. Gene Ontology annotation, cellular component: glutamate-cysteine ligase complex. The record is from RefSeq and is a predicted model, not a curated record. Gene Ontology annotation, biological process: glutathione biosynthetic process. Gene Ontology annotation, molecular function: glutamate-cysteine ligase catalytic subunit binding; enzyme regulator activity. Bases 1 to 945 code for a protein of 314 amino acids. The transcript has 2 exons.